Molecule: messenger RNA, 624 nt
Organism: Impatiens glandulifera
Lineage: Eukaryota; Viridiplantae; Streptophyta; Magnoliopsida; Ericales; Balsaminaceae
Product: glutaredoxin-C6-like
Exons: 1
Coding region: 109-510 (133 amino acids)
Source: RefSeq, a predicted model, not a curated record
CUUCCUCACCCCACUCUCAAACAAACAAAACGUUGACGAAAUUAACUCCUCCUCCUUCUCUCUAAAUCUCCAUCUCUCUGUUUCCCAACCCUAAUCCCAAACCUAACUAUGCAAGGUCUCCGCCGAUGCAUGCCACUCUCCGAAACCGGAGUCCGUCUCGAAUUAACUCCAUCCACAUCCUCUCCCCUCGCGAUCGAUGUAUCCGAAACCGCCGAGUCUCGAAUCGAUCGCCUCAUUUCAGAAAAUCCAGUUGUAAUCUUCAGUCGCUCCGCAUGUUGCAUGUGUCAUGUAAUGAAACGCCUCCUCUCCACCAUCGGCGUUCAUCCAACCGUCAUCGAAUUAGAUGAUGAAGAUAUCUCUGCUCUUCCUUCUUCAAUCGCUCCGGCGGUUUUCAUCGGCGGAUCGCGGAUCGGCGGCCUGGAGAGUCUCGUCGCGCUUCAUCUAAGCGGUCAUCUUGUCACGAAGCUGGUUGAAGUCGGUGCUCUUAACCUUAGGGAAACGGUAUUGUAAUUUCAAUUGCAAAACCCUAAAAACAGAAUAACUAAUUAGAUUGAAUCGGUUGGAUUCAAAAUUGUAAUUAGUAUGUCUAAUUUCGUGUUUUCUUUAUUAAUAAAGCUUAAUUAA